CAGACGUCGACAGACGGCAGUAGCGUUCAGUAAGCUGUCGUAAGCUGCUGCUGUCAACACAACACGAAGAAGGACACUAGAAAAAAAAAUACAAAUUUUUAGAUUGUGAAGGCGUUUUAGCCCACGAGAAGAAUCCUACAUCGGACUUGACUCGUCUUCUCACAUGGCCAACCCUCUAAGAGGUGAGGUCAUUCGGCUGUACAAGAAUCUGCUGUAUCUGGGUCGUGAGUAUCCCAAGGGAUCCAGCUACUUCAGAGAGCGCCUAAAGUCUGCCUUCAUGAAGAAUAAAGAUGAGACCGAUCCAGAAAAGAUCCAAAAGCUCCUGAGCCGGGGGGAGUUUGUCAUCAAGGAGCUGGAGGCUCUGUAUUUCCUGAGGAAGUAUCGUGCCAUGAAGAAGAGGUAUUAUGAGCCUGAGCCGUAACAACACAGCGUGAGCCAGAUGUCCGUGUCCAUGUGGGAUUGUUUUAAUUGACAUAUAUACACUGGGCGAUUAGCUGUUGCCAUUCAGUCAGAUCCAAAUAUCAAAAAUAUGGUGCAAAAAAGAACUGAUUGAAUAAUUGUAGACAUAAAUGUAAUAUUUUUAUUGUGUAUAUUUGUAAAUACAGGUCAGAACCCCUGAAUUAUGAAUGUACAUUACACAGUUGUUGGCGAAAAAUGUCAUGUUCAACAUACAGAUCUUAAUAAAAUCAUGACAAAUAUUUACACGCGUCUUAUUAUCU
Messenger RNA from Synchiropus splendidus (mandarinfish), 719 nucleotides. RefSeq names its product LYR motif containing 5a (gene lyrm5a). Gene Ontology annotation, cellular component: mitochondrion. The record is from RefSeq and is a predicted model, not a curated record. Lineage: Eukaryota; Metazoa; Chordata; Actinopteri; Syngnathiformes; Callionymidae. Gene Ontology annotation, biological process: respiratory electron transport chain. Bases 164 to 421 code for a protein of 85 amino acids. The transcript is spliced from 3 exons.